Nelumbo nucifera (sacred lotus) is the source of this 4313-nucleotide messenger RNA. RefSeq names its product ATP-dependent DNA helicase homolog MER3-like. Gene Ontology annotation, molecular function: nucleic acid binding; ATP binding. The record is from RefSeq and is a predicted model, not a curated record. Lineage: Eukaryota; Viridiplantae; Streptophyta; Magnoliopsida; Proteales; Nelumbonaceae.
GAAGGAAAAACAAGGGAAAGAAAUUAAGCCUAAAGAGGGGCCAGCGACCCGAUCAUCCACUACUAUAUCCAAAAGCACAAAGGAAAACAAUCAUCCAUUGCCAAAGCCCAAAGCCAAGCUAUCUAGCUAAGUCCACGCCUACCCAACUUGUGAGCCUGUCUCUGCACACUGCACAGAGCUGUAAUAUCUUUUAACAGAAACAGGAUAUCUUGAUGACACAGUAUAAACAGAAUAGUCUGCCACGUCUGCUGGUGCCAUGUUAAAGAAUCUCCCGCCAAAGAACGAUUCAUUAUUCAUCACCGCUUCGACCACACGUUACUGACACAGUAUAAAUAAGGUUGGUGAAAGUGAUCUUCAUUUAGUCUCUUGUUAACAUCAGUCUUAGAAGAGAUGAGCUCAACUAUUGAUUCAUAUGAUCUAAAGUCUGUGUCAGAUUUGCCUGCACCUUUUCGUUCAACUUUUAGUUUCAGAUAUUUUAAUUCAUUGCAGAGUGAGUGCUUCUCUGGAUGUUAUCUCUCUGACAUAAACAUGGUCAUUUCAGCACCAACUGGUAGUGGUAAAACGGUCUUAUUUGAACUGUGCAUUUUGAGGCUUCUCUCAAAGUUCCUCUCAAAGGAAGGAAAGUUCAUUCAUAUAAAGGGAACUCUCAAAACAAUCUAUAUAGCUCCAUCAAAGGCCUUGGUACAAGAGAAGCUCCGGGAUUGGAACCAGAAGCUUGGUUCAUGGGGGGUCAAUUGUUUGGAGCUUACAGGUGACAGCGAUUCUUAUAACAUAAGAAAUAUACAAGAAGCAGAUAUUAUUCUAACUACUCCUGAGAAGUUUGAUGCAGUGACCCGGUACCGUAUAAGAGAUGGUGGCUUGAGCUUUUUCAGUGAUAUAGCACUUGUGCUUAUUGAUGAAGUUCACUUGUUAAGUGACACACGUGGUGCUGCUUUGGAAGCAAUUGUUAGUAGAAUAAAGAUGCUUGCAUGCAACCCCGAAAUGAAAUCAAGUCCUUUGGCCCAUGUUCGCUUCCUUGCUGUUUCUGCCACUAUCCCAAAUAUUGAAGACCUUGCUGAAUGGCUUAUGGUUCCAGUGCAUGGGAUCAAAAGAUUUGGAGAAGAAAUGAGGCCUGUUAAAUUGACUACCAAAGUAUUUGGUUAUGCUCCUACCAAGAAUGACUUCUUAUUUGAAAAGCGUCUUCAAAACUUCAUUUUUGACAUUCUUAUGCAACACUCAAGAGGAAAAUCUGCCUUGAUUUUCUGCUCCACCAGAAAAGGAGCACAAGAAGCUGCACUCCGUCUCUCUCAGAUGGCAAUGGACUUAGGCCAUUCAAAUCCAUUCAUAAAAUACAAAGAACAACAGGAGAGGCUAAGAGAAGCUUCUCUAGCAUGCAGUGACAAGCAACUUCAAUCAUGUAUUCUUUAUGGUGUUGGGUAUCACAAUGGUGGACUUUGCUUAAAAGAUCGUAACCUAAUUGAAGGUCUUUUUCUUAAUGGUGAUCUUCAAAUUCUGUGCACUACAAAUACUCUAGCACAUGGGAUAAACUUACCAGCACAUACAGUAGUCAUUAAAUCAACACAAUACUACAACAAGGAGAAAGGCCUUUAUGUGGAAUAUGAUAGGUCCAUGAUACUACAGAUGUGUGGAAGGGCAGGUCGCCCACCAUUUGAGGAUACUGGCAUGGUUAUAAUCAUGACAAGGAGAGAAACAGUUUAUUUGUAUGAGAAUCUCUUGAAUGGGUGUGAAAUGGUAGAAUCUCGAUUGCUAUCAUGUAUCACGGAGCAUCUAAUUGCAGAAAUAGUUCAGCUAACUAUCUCUGACAUAACUCGGGCCAUUGAGUGGAUGAAGUAUUCCUAUUUGUAUGUGAGAAUGAAAAAGAACCCUGAGAAUUAUGCUGUUAAGAAAGGGAUUCCCAGUGAACGUCUAGAGAAGCACAUGCAUGAGAUAUGUGUGAAGAAUAUUAAUGAGCUGUCAAGACAUGGAAUGAUUUGGACAGAUGAAUAUGGUUUUCUCUUGAAGCCACUAGAACCUGGAAAGCUGAUGACAAAAUACUAUCUGAAAUUUGACACAAUGAAACACAUUAUAGAAGCUCCUGAAAGCUGCAGUAUGGAAGAUGCACUUCACAUUAUUUGCCGGUCUGAGGAGAUAGCUUGGAUACAACUCAGACGCAAUGAAAAAAAGCUUCUGAAUGACAUAAACACUGAUAAAGAUGGUCGUCUUCGUUUUCAUAUUGUUGGUGAAAAUGGCAAAAAGAAAAAGCGUAUCCAAAGCAGAGAAGAGAAGAUAUUUGUGUUAGCAAAUGACUGCUUGACUGGUGAUCCUUCAGUGCAUGAUAUAUCCCUCAACCAGGACAUGAACUCCAUAUGCUCAAAUGGGUGCAGAAUUGCGAAGUGUAUGAAAGAGUAUUUCAUUUACAGGAAGAACUACAAAGGAACAAUCAACUCUACUCUUCUAGCCAAAUGUCUACACCAGAGACUCUGGGAUGACAGUCCUUACCUGCUGAAACAAUUACCGGGCAUUGGAAUGGUGACUGCUAAGGCAUUACAUUCAAUUGGAAUUAUUUCAUUUGAGACGAUGGCAGAGGCUGAUCCAAGGAGAAUAGAGAUUGCCACCGGUCGGAAGUACCCCUUUGGUAACCAUAUAAAGGAAUCUCUCUUGACACUUCCACCAAAAGUUGAGAUGAAGGUUGAGAAAAUUGAAUGUCGAAGGCAAGGAAAGUCAAAGUUAGCAAUAACAUUGACUAGGUUAUCACAAGCCACUGCAUCAACUAAGCGGCAUUAUGCUGAUAUGGUUGUUGGUUCAGAGGCAGACAACCACAUCCUCUUUCAUGAGAAAAUAAGCCCCUACAAUUUGACGGUUCUUGUGCCAAAUCCUAGAGAAGGGAAGCUGACUAUACAAGCUGACCUAAUCUUUGAAGAAUACAUUGGUCUAGAUGUCCAUAAAAAACUUGUAAUAACAAGGGAAAGCAUUUCAAACCUGAGCUGUAUGAACAGUAAUAAGCAAUACACCACCUUUACUCUGCCGAAAGAAAUCUACAUGGUUGAAGAUGACGAUGACAACACCACCUCUCAAGCUACAACUGGAGAGAAGAAAAUUCCUAGUAAAUCCAAAUGGGAAACAUCUUCCAUGCCGAGCUUCAACCUCCUAGAUGAGAUGGACGAAGGCACCUCCAUUAUUGAACCUGAAGAAAACGAGUGUGAAAUUCUUACUGAAAAAACUAUAUUUGACCACAUACGUAGAAAAGCUAAGAACUUUCCCAUGUUGGCUGCAUCAAAAACCAUGUCUUUAACAUCAGAAACCUCGGUCCCUACACGAAAACGAGCAUACGACAGUGGAUUUCAGAAUGCAACUUCUGUUUUGGGAGAGAAAGAUACCAAUAAAAUUCCGAGACAGACUGUGGUCCUUUCAGAACUGCAGCCCAGAAACGUGGAAGAGAAAAAUUAUGUCAUAGAUAUAGAUGAACAUGGUUUCAUCUCCGGAGGCUUGAGAAGCUUCAAUGUCCUAAAGGAGCACACUCUUACAGGUGUUCAUGCUCCUGAAAUUGAAGAAAACAGACCAAGAACUGCAAAUGAAGGAACAAUAUCUGCUGAUCAGAAAGUCAAUAAUUUUCUGACGUUUGACACACCCAAAACCACAGAUUUUGAGGCUUUGAUCAUUACAGAAAAACAAUUUUGUGAAGAACAGCCUGAACUUCACAAUGCUACCGACAGGUUGGAAAAAGCAGCUCCAAGUAACGUCCUGAUGGGCACUUGGAGAACUCCAGAUUCAGAACCCAGAGUGAUGGAAGAAUCCAUUAAUGGAACCAAGGGAGCUGCAAAAUUCAAGCAGUUUAUAGUUUCCAGAAGUCCCAGCAGCAGUAGGAGGAAAUUGGAUCCCCCUGCAGGAGUUUCGAGAACCAAUACUAAGACGGUGUGUUCUGUUAUGUUCCCGGAAAAGGACAUUGGGUUGCUGGUGCAGGGAAAAGCUACCUCACCGCUAGAACUUCCUGGAGAAAAUAGAUGCAAGCAGCAACAGUUUUCAGAUGGAGCAAACAAGAAAUGUUCAUCGGAAACAGUACGUGGAAACAAGGAAUUAGCGUCACCCCUUGGCUUUCAGAGUGUCUUUUCAUUUCUUUGAUUUUGUUUUACUCGAGGGAUGCUAGAAAAACCGUUUACUAUUUCAUCAGGAAUGGGAUAGUGGAUUUUCGUGUCUCUUGAUUCCUAACCUACAAAAGGCUUGGAAGUCCAGGACAUGCUUAAAACUUGUUUACAACUGUAUAUGGUGGAAUACCUGUCACACUGAUUUUUUUGAAUUCUUUGGUAUGGCGUAUCAUGUCACCAACAAAUGAAUUG